AUGUACAGCUUCGACGCGCUUGUCAAGUUCACGGCGAGAGAAGACGGCCAGGAAUACUUCGCUGCCGUCACUGCGACAGAACCAAACGCAUGUCCAGUUCCGCCGACGCCGGGGACUCUACUAGACGCUCAUCACACACUGGAGCAAUUUCUGAGUGGGUCAAAUUCGAAGCAGGUGACCGUCGAAAACUUGCUGGCGCCGCUCCCUCAAGCGAACCUCCCAAUUUACUGUGUGGGCCUGAACUUUCGAUCGCACGCAAAGGAAGCCAAGCUGACAAUGACAAAUUAUCCAACACUGUGGAACAAGCCGGCGAGGGCCCUGGCCAACCCCGACCAAGAUAUACCCGUGAAUGAGUUUUGUGCCACCAGUCUGCUGGAUUACGAAGGUGAACUGGUGUUUGUCACGUCCAAAGAAGCCAGGGAUGUCACCCAAGCUAAGGCGGCUUCCUACAUACUGGGGUAUACCAUCGGCAACGAUCUAUCCUGCCGCAUGUUUCAGCUUCAAAAGAAUUCCGGAGGGCAGUUCUUCUUUGCCAAGGGUUUCGACAAGUUUGCUCCCAUGGGCCCAGUUCUGAUUAGCCAGAAGCAGUACGAGGCCACAGCCAGGAGUCGAAGACUCACGACAACGGUGAAUGGCGAGGUUGUCCAGGAUGUCGAGCUGGCGAAGGAUAUGAUUUUCAGUCCCGAGCAGAUUCUCAGCCACAUGAGCCAAGGUACCACCAUCCCGGCUGGCACGGCCAUCAUGAUGGGAACACCCGCUGGCGUUGGCGCCUUCCGCAGUCCCAAAUCGUUCUUGGGCGAUGGCGAUAAAGUUGAAGUCCAGGUCAGCGCAAUCGGCGUGCUGUCUAACGUAGUGCUUUUCGAAAAUGUGUCGCUGUGGGGGCGAUUUCAAGUUGUAGCCACUCGACUGAUCCUCAGAUUGUUUACAUAA
This is a messenger RNA of Akanthomyces muscarius, 930 nucleotides long. RefSeq lists its product as uncharacterized. Lineage: Eukaryota; Fungi; Ascomycota; Sordariomycetes; Hypocreales; Cordycipitaceae. The transcript is spliced from 5 exons. Gene Ontology annotation, molecular function: acetylpyruvate hydrolase activity. Bases 1 to 930 code for a protein of 309 amino acids. The record is from RefSeq and is a predicted model, not a curated record.